AUGCUGAAGCUCGACUCGGGCUUUAGUAGCAGGGCGCGGGUGCUCAAUGCGAUACAGCAGCGCUGGUCAGGAAUGAACGACAGCCAGAGAAGCUCCAAGCGCGUUCUAACGCAGGUGAAAGUCGUCUACGAGGCGAUCCAGGCGGUGGAAAUGCGGAAUCGGAAUGCAGCGAAUGGCGCACUGGCAAAGUACAAGAACGUCGUGCUCGACUUCCUGAAAUGUCUGGAGAACUACCACAGCAAGAACGUCUUCCAGCGCUUGAUACACCAUCGAAAGAAGGUGGACGACCUCGAGCGCAUUCAAGGAAUCGUAACCGUGCUAUUGAGAAUGCUCAGCAUGGAGAUGGCGGCUGAAAUCGAAGCCGUGAAGCAGCAGUGGAAGGUUGAGCGAUGCGAAUUACACGACCAGUUGGGUAAACUGCUCGAAGACGCCUCGGCCAGUCUACUUGAGCUGCAAAACGUGCGAGAUGCCAUGCUCUUGCUUCAAAGUGGCUCAGCAAAGGCUGCAAUGCAAAUGCACUAA
Messenger RNA from Phytophthora sojae, 522 nucleotides. RefSeq lists its product as hypothetical. Bases 1 to 522 code for a protein of 173 amino acids. The record is from RefSeq and is a predicted model, not a curated record. NCBI's taxonomy places the organism in Eukaryota, Oomycota, Peronosporomycetes, Peronosporales, Peronosporaceae. The transcript has a single exon.